UCCCCAGCGACUGAUGAUGUUAAACCCUACACUUCCGUGAUUGGUUUAGCCAAACGAUAAGGGCAACUAUUGGAAGCAGCGGGCGGAACCUGAUCUGGGGAAGCAGUUUGGGGCCCGGGGUCCACUGGCUGGUAGCUCUUAGCCCACAGUGUGGUGUGAAGCUAUGGAUCAUGAGCAGAGGCGGGGAGCUGCACUGCUAAGGCUGUUACACCUCCUGUGGUUGCUGCCCUACUCCCGGACCGCCCCUGAAGCUCCUACCCCAGCAUGGCGGGAUGAACUGCAAAACCACACGUUCCUGCACACGAUAUACUGCCAGAACUGGAGUCCCAGCAUCGGCCUCUCGGAAGCCUAUGAUGGGGACCAGCUUUUCUCCUUCAACUUUUCCCAGAACACCCGAGUGCCUCGCCUGCCUGAAUUUGCUGACUGGGCUCAGAAGCCUGGAGAUACUUCCACGAUUUUCUUUGACAAAGAGUUCUGCCAAGCUAUGGUCCAGAAAAUAGGACCCAAACUCGAAGGGCAAAUCCCUGUGUCUAGAGGGUUUCCUAUUGUUGACGUGUUCACCCUGAAGCCCCUGGAGUUUGGCAAGCCCAACACCCUGGUCUGUUUUGUCAGUAAUCUCUUCCCACCCACGUUGACGGUGAACUGGUGGCAUCACUUGGACCCUGUGGAAGGAAUCGGGCCCACUUUUGUGUCUGCGGUUGAUGAACUCAGCUUCCAGGCCUUUUCUUACUUAAACUUCACACCAGCACCCUCUGACCUAUUCUCCUGCGUCGUGACUCAUGAGAUUGACAGCUACACAGCAGUUGCCUAUUGGGUGCCCCAUAAUGCGCUGCCCUCUGACCUUCUGGAGAAUGUGCUGUGUGGUGUGGCCUUUGGCUUGGGUGUGCUGGGCAUCAUUGUUGGCUUAGUCCUCAUCAUGUAUUUCCGAAAGCCUUGCUCAGGUGGUGGCUUUAUAGCCCAUGUGGAAAGCACCUGUCUGUUGGAUGAUGAUGGGACUCCAAAGGAUUUCACAUAUUGUGUCUCCUUCAACAAGGAUUUGCUGACGUGCUGGGAUCCAGAGGAGGCCAAAAUGGCCCCUUGUGAAUUUGGCGCACUGAAUGUUUUGGCCAAUUACCUCUCAGAAUACCUCAACCAACAGGAAUCCCUGCUCCAGCGCUUGUCUAAUGGGCUUCAGGACUGUGCCACACAUACCCAGUCUUUCUGGGGAUCACUGACCCACAGGACACGGCCACCAACUGUGCAAGUAGCCAAAACCACUCCUUUUAACACGAAGGAGCGUGUGAUGCUGGCCUGCUAUGUGUGGGGCUUCUAUCCAGCUGAUGUGACCAUCUCGUGGAGGAAGAAUGGGCAGCCUAUCCCUUCUCACAGUAGUGCCCCUAAGAUGGCCCAGCCCAAUGGAGACUGGACAUAUCAGACCGUCUCCCAUUUAGCUACAACCCCCUCUUAUGGGGACACCUACACUUGUGUGGUGGAGCACAUUGGGGCUCCUGAGCCCGUCUCUGAGGACUGGACACAUGGGCUGUCCCCGAUGCAGACAGUGAAGGUUUCUGUGUCUGCAGUGACUCUGGGCCUGGGCUUCAUCAUUUUCACUCUUGGUUUGCUCAGCUGGCGGAGAGCUGGCUCGUCUGGCUACAUUUUCCUCCCUGGGGCCAGUUAUCCAGAAGGUCAACACGUCAAUUAGAGGCAGAGUCCUACACCUUCUACCCCAAGUGUGAAGAUUCAAACUCUUAGUGAUGCUGCUGUGUCCCCCCACCAUCCUCAGACCCUACAAAUUUUCUUGGAUCCUAUGGUUUCUCCAUUCAGAUCUUUGAACUUCCCAGCCGACCCCAUGUACACCUUAGCAAGUUGGGGGAACUCAUUCCUGGGAAUAUUCUGUAAUCAAGUUGUCAUCCAUCCAAAUAAAGAGGCUAUAUUUCUGGGUCAAAUAUCAUCUGGGGAGGGAGGUUAAAGGCCUUUCUGGAGGCCACACUGUGCCACAGGGGCCAUUGAGUCGCUGGCGGUCAUCUCUGAGGAAUAAACUCUGGUUGAAAUA
Molecule: messenger RNA, 2032 nt
Organism: Mirounga angustirostris (Northern elephant seal)
Lineage: Eukaryota; Metazoa; Chordata; Mammalia; Carnivora; Phocidae
Product: HLA class II histocompatibility antigen, DM alpha chain
Exons: 9
Coding region: 164-1681 (505 amino acids)
Biological process (GO): antigen processing and presentation; immune response
Cellular component (GO): MHC class II protein complex; membrane
Source: RefSeq, a predicted model, not a curated record